CCCCUCCUCGGCCGCGCGCCUCGCUCCUGGCGCGGAGGGAAGGAGGAGGCGACGCCCCGGAUGCCCCCGCGUCACCCCUGGGAGGCCCGCAGCUCCGCCGGGGGGAGAAGGAGGAGGAGGAGGACGCCGAGCAGGAGGAGGAGGAGGUAGUUACAUCAAGCUGGGUGGCAAGCAGAUCCAAAGGAUAUCAUGAAGUUUCCAGGCCCUUUGGAAAACCACAGAUUGUCUUUCUUACUGGAAAAGGCAAUCUCUAGGGAAGCCCAGAUGUGGAAGGUGAAUAUGCCGAAAAUGCCUACAAAUCAGAGUGUUUCUCCAUCACAGAGAGAUGAAGUAAUUCAGUGGCUGGCCAAACUCAAGUACCAAUUCAACCUUUACCCAGAAACAUUUGCUUUGGCUAGCAGUCUUUUGGACAGGUUUUUAGCUACUGUAAAGGCACACCCAAAAUACUUGAGUUGUAUUGCAAUUAGCUGCUUUUUCCUGGCUGCCAAGACUGUUGAAGAGGAUGAGAAAAUUCCAGUUCUGAAGGUACUGGCAAGAGACAGUUUCUGUGGAUGUUCCUCUUCUGAAAUUUUGAGAAUGGAGAGAAUUAUUCUGGAUAAGUUGAAUUGGGAUCUUCACACAGCCACACCAUUGGAUUUUCUUCACAUUUUCCAUGCCAUUGCAGUGUCAGCCAGGCCUCAGUUGCUGUUCAGUCUGCCCGCAUUGAGCCCGUCGCAGCAUUUGACCGUCCUCACCAAACAGUUGCUACACUGUAUGGCCUGUAACCAGCUUCUGCAGUUCAAAGGGUCCAUGCUGGCCCUGGCCAUGGUUAGCUUGGAAAUGGAGAAACUCAUUCCUGAUUGGCUUCCUCUGACAAUUGAACUGCUUCAGAAAGCACAGAUGGAGAGCUCCCAGUUGAUCCAUUGUCGAGAGCUUGUGGCACAUCACCUUUCUACUCUGCAGUCUUCCCUGCCUCUAAAUUCCGUUUAUGUCUACCGUCCCCUCAAGCACACUCUGGUGACCUGUGACAGAGGAGCGUUAGGAUUACAUUCCUCCUCUGUCUCAGGCCCAGAUUUCUCCAAGGACAACAGCAAGCCAGAAGUGCCAGUCAGAGGUACAGCAGCCUUCUACCAUCACCUCCCAGCUGCCAGUGGGUGCAAGCACACCUCUGCUAAACGCAAAGUGGAGGAAAUGGAAGUGGAUGACUUCUACGAUGGGAUCAAGCGGCUCUAUAAUGAAGAUAGUGCUGCAGAAAGUGUGGGUUCUGUGUGUGGCACUGAUUUAUCAAGGCAAGAGGGACAUGCUUCCCCUUGUCCACCUUUGCAGCCUGUUUCUGUCACGUAGUCUGAACAUGCGUUACCUGUCAGCGCAAGUGAAGGUUGACUACUUGGGAACAACCUGUAAAACUAGGACAGGCUAUGAAGGGAUAUAUACCUUAUCAGGCUAAUUUGAAGAGAGCGAGAAAAAAAAACCCUCAUUUACUUGUACAGUUAAUUAUAAUUUAGUAUUGUUUAAGGCCAAAAAUACCUACCAAAACAUUUUUUAAAAGUAAAUUUCUUUGUAGUGUGUCAGUUAUGCUCUUUUUCUGUGCUAAAAUGUAGCUUGCCCCAUUUCAAAGAAUUGUUUGGGAAAAAAUUCCAAAAUUCAAAGCUGUCCACCCUUUUUUCCCCAGCAUCCUGAUUUAUUUUCCUUUUGCUUGUUUUUCUAUUGAAUACUUAAUAAAUUUUAUGCACGUUUAUGUUCUCUGCCUUCCACUGAAUAGGUACACAGCCCCCCUUUUUUGGUAGCAAAAUUAGUGUGACAGCUAUGUUUAUUCCAUGAUUUAGAUUCCAGUUAGUCUCAAAAGUAUACUUUGGAAUUGUCCAGAUGAAUCAGGGGUGGUAAUAAAAACAGUUCUCACAUUACCACUUGAUUUUGUCUCAUUUUAGUUUUUAGAGUUUAAAAACAAAGUUACUGCUAUAUUUUAUCUUAAAUUUUAAAAUGGCAGGUAACUAGACCACAUAUUUGUUGAAAACAUUUUUUGACAUUUGUAUAAAAGAAUUUGUGACAAAGUUAAUAUAUCCAGGUGCUCACCAAAGAAACAUAGGUUUUUGUAACUGAUCUGUUUUCACUCAUUUAUAAUCGGUAGACUGUCUAGAUGUUGGGGCAGCUCUAUGAUUUGAGUCUGUAAUGUGUAAUUCAGUACCCUCAUUUAUAUUAGGAUGUUAGGACUUUCUGAUAAAAAUUACUCCAUUUCCCAACCUACCUGUACUUCUCUUAAUUACUAUUGGAUCCUGAGCUCCCUUUGCAGUCUGGGUAAGGUAUUGGCAGUCAUAGUCGUGUACUGAUGAUAAAAGCCUCUGGUAGCAAUAAAAGGUUGUCCUUGA
Molecule: messenger RNA, 2345 nt
Organism: Chinchilla lanigera (long-tailed chinchilla)
Lineage: Eukaryota; Metazoa; Chordata; Mammalia; Rodentia; Chinchillidae
Gene: Ccni
Product: cyclin I
Biological process (GO): mitotic cell cycle phase transition; regulation of cyclin-dependent protein serine/threonine kinase activity
Cellular component (GO): cyclin-dependent protein kinase holoenzyme complex; nucleus; cytoplasm
Molecular function (GO): cyclin-dependent protein serine/threonine kinase regulator activity
Source: RefSeq, a predicted model, not a curated record